Messenger RNA from Neurospora tetraspora, 845 nucleotides. RefSeq lists its product as uncharacterized. NCBI's taxonomy places the organism in Eukaryota, Fungi, Ascomycota, Sordariomycetes, Sordariales, Sordariaceae. The transcript has a single exon. The record is from RefSeq and is a predicted model, not a curated record. The coding region runs from base 265 to 498 and encodes 77 amino acids.
GACAGCCAUCGCUCCCUCCCACCCCACCACACCCACCUUGGCGACCCUGUUUCCACCAGGUUGCCUGCCCUCAGUUCCACUCGGCCCCCCAUUCCCGACCGCUAAGAGGAAGGUUCCACCGCCGACAGCUGCCGAUAUGCGACUAUCAGAUCUGUGCAUGAUUGAUUAUGGACCUGCGUUAGGCACAUAACCGUGGCCGCUGACCUCAUCUAACUGACGUGGUAUCUUUCACGCUUCAUCACAGCUCAACGCGCAGACAUACAUAUGUACUGUACACCAUCAAGGUUCACCAUUCGACCUCUUUCCUCCUUGGUCCAAGUCCCGCUUCUUCUUUUGUCUUCUCUUCUUCUUUCUCUCUCUCCUUUAUUCCUCAAUCGAUAUCGACUCAAUUUGCAGUCGCGAUCACGACCAGAGCUAUACGUGUCAAGUAGCUUUCCCGACAACCGAGCAUCGAGCAUUAGUACCGAGGCCAGCUUGCUUGAAAUCUGCUCCGUUUGAUGCGCGGUCGAGGAACCAACUGAUUACCAAACGACACAAUUCGUCCACGAUCCAAACAAGUGACGGUUUAAUAUUUUAAUCACACUCCAGCUAUCUACGCGACCGCCGAACUGCACACAAUGGCAGGCGACAGUGCGGUGGACAUCGGCCAGCUCUCCCCGGAACAACAGCAGGCCUUGCAGCAAUAUACAGAUGUUACCGGGCAGGAGAUCACGGAUGCUAUGCCGUUACUUGAACGGUCGCAGUGGAAUGUUCAGGUAAAUAUCGACUAGAGGCCCCGGCUUUUCGACGCCUCCAUGCACGCGCUGGGACUGACAUCUGGCGCAGAUAGCAAUAGCCAAGUUCUU